AUGACCCAGGGCUUCUGGCGGCUCUACAAGGACAAAGUGCUGCAGACCCUGGGGGGACGGGCAGACGGGGCGCUGCAGGAGGAGGGAGACUCCCCCGAGCUGAUGGAGACAGCCGAGACCCCCACGCUGAUGGAGGAGGGACCCAGCCCCGUGUCCCAGCUGGCGAGGAAGGUGCAGGGGGUGGGUGCCCGGGGCUGGCGGACGCUUUCGUCCCUCUUCACCCGUGAGGAUGAGCACCAGCUGCUCAGCCCGGAGCCCUGCGCAGACCACCCACUGGCCGCCUCGCCGCCUGAGCCACCCCCCUCGGAGAAAGCACCCGGCUUUUGGGAUCUCUUUGCUACCAAGUGGCAGCAGGCGUCAGGGCUGGACAAGGGGGCCCCCCCAGAGCCAGGCGAGAGCCUCGGGGAGCCACCGGGUGACGAUGGCAGUGACCUGCGGGAGCCGGAGGAAGGAGCCUUCCGCUGGGGUUUCCUGGCUGGUAAACUGGCCGAAAUCCGGAAUAAAAACGCCCCCAAGGGCAACUAG
Gymnogyps californianus (California condor) is the source of this 525-nucleotide messenger RNA. It is a transcript of the gene C22H1orf232, whose product is annotated as chromosome 22 C1orf232 homolog. The record is from RefSeq and is a predicted model, not a curated record. Lineage: Eukaryota; Metazoa; Chordata; Aves; Accipitriformes; Cathartidae.